Messenger RNA from Caretta caretta (loggerhead turtle), 8096 nucleotides. RefSeq names its product glucosamine (UDP-N-acetyl)-2-epimerase/N-acetylmannosamine kinase (gene GNE). The record is from RefSeq and is a predicted model, not a curated record. Gene Ontology annotation, molecular function: UDP-N-acetylglucosamine 2-epimerase activity; hydrolase activity, hydrolyzing O-glycosyl compounds; N-acylmannosamine kinase activity. NCBI's taxonomy places the organism in Eukaryota, Metazoa, Chordata, Testudines, Cheloniidae. Gene Ontology annotation, biological process: UDP-N-acetylglucosamine metabolic process.
AGCUGAAGAGACUGCAAUGACUUUAGUGGAAAAGUAAACGUGGCGUGUGUGUGUGUGUGUUUCCUCCCUCCCCAGGACUGGAAGGGGGAAGAAGAGAUUCAGCCGCUGGCCGGCAGGCAUCUGGGCAUGACUCAGAGCCCCGGUCUGACUGGCCGAGGGGUGGGGCGUCUGGGUCGGGAUGGAAUUCAGGUGCCUCGCUCCAGCUCCACGGUGGCAGCUGACGCCGGGGAGCCCGCAGCGGCUCUGUUCGUCCAGCGCGGCAGGAUGGGCUCGAACCUGCACCCUCGCAGGCAGCGGGGCGUCGGAGGGCCGCAUGAACUGUAUUUCAAGAAUCUUUCAAAACAAAAACAAAUCAUGGAGAAGAAUGGGAACAACCGAAAACUUCGGGUUUGCGUUGCUACUUGCAACCGAGCUGAUUAUUCAAAAUUAGCUCCUAUUAUGUUUGGCAUUAAGGCGGAACCACAAUUCUUUGAGCUUGAUGUAGUGGUGCUUGGCUCCCAUCUGAUUGAUGACUAUGGUAACACCUACCGUAUGAUUGAACAAGACGACUUUGACAUUCACACGAGAUUGCACACCAUAGUGAGAGGCGAGGAUGAGGCAGCCAUGGUGGAGUCGGUAGGCCUUGCAUUAGUAAAGCUACCAGAUGUUCUCAACCGUCUGAAACCUGACAUAGUGAUCGUUCAUGGGGACAGAUUUGAUGCUCUGGCACUGGCCACAUCUGCAGCUUUGAUGAAUAUUCGGAUUCUUCAUAUUGAAGGCGGGGAAGUCAGUGGGACCAUAGAUGACUCAAUCAGACAUGCCAUAACCAAACUGGCUCAUUUCCAUGUGUGUUGCACAAGAAGUGCAGAGCAGCAUUUGAUAUCCAUGUGCGAAGAUCAUGAUCGCAUCCUCUUGGCUGGCUGUCCCUCAUAUGACAAGCUUCUCUCCUCCAAAAAUAAAGACUAUAUGAGUAUUAUACGUAUGUGGAUAGGUGAAGAUGUAAAACCUAGAGAUUACAUAGUCGCUCUGCAGCACCCUGUGACCACAGAUAUUAAACAUUCCAUAAAGAUGUUUGAACUAACGUUGGAUGCACUCAUCUCCUUUAACAAAAGGACACUAGUUCUGUUCCCAAAUAUUGAUGCAGGAAGCAAAGAGAUGGUUCGGGUGAUGAGGAAGAAGGGCAUUGAGCAUCAUCCCAAUUUUCGAGCAGUAAAGCAUGUUCCAUUUGAGCAAUUCAUCCAGUUAGUGGCACAUGCUGGUUGUGUGAUUGGUAACAGCAGCUGUGGUGUUCGAGAGGUGGGAGCAUUUGGAACCCCUGUCAUCAAUCUGGGAACACGUCAAAUAGGAAGAGAAACAGGUGAAAAUGUUCUUCAUGUUCGUGAUGCUGACACACAGGACAAAAUACUACAAGCUUUGCAUCUCCAGUUUGGAAAACAGUAUCCUUGCUCAAAAAUAUACGGGGAUGGUAAUGCUGUUCCAAGAAUUCUGAAGUUCCUCAAAUCUAUCGACCUCAAAAAGCCACUGCAGAAGAAGUUCUGCUUCCCUCCUGUAAAGGAGAACAUCUCACAAGAUAUUGACCAUAUCCUAGAAACCCAGAGUGCCUUGGCUGUGGAUCUAGGCGGAACAAAUCUCCGCGUAGCGAUAGUCAGUAUGAAAGGUGAAAUAGUAAAGAAAUAUACCCAGCUCAAUCCUAAAACCUAUGAGGACAGAAUAGAAUUGAUUCUCAAGAUGUGUAUGGAGGCUGCAUCAGAAGCUGUAAAUCUGAACUGUAGAAUUUUGGGAGUGGGUAUUUCUACAGGUGGACGGGUGAAUCCCCGAGAAGGAAUUGUGCUUCAUUCCACAAAGCUUAUUCAGGAGUGGAGUUCUGUUGAUCUGAGAACCCCGAUAUCUGAUGCUCUGCACUUGCCAGUCUGGGUGGACAAUGAUGGCAACUGUGCUGCUCUGGCAGAGAGGAAAUUUGGGCAUGGAAAAGGAGUGGAAAAUUUUGUAACACUAAUCACUGGUACAGGAAUUGGAGGUGGAAUCAUUCAUCAACAUGAAUUGAUCCAUGGAAGUUCCUUUUGUGCUGCUGAACUUGGACACAUUGUGGUGUCUUUAGAAGGACCAGAGUGCCUGUGUGGGAGCCAUGGAUGUAUAGAAGCAUAUGCCUCUGGAAUAGCCUUACAGAGAGAAGCUAAAAAACUACAUGAUGAGGACCUGUUGUUAGUGGGCGGAAUGUCAGUGAAGACGGAAGAGACCAUUAGUGCUGUGCAUCUCAUUCAGGCAGCUAAACUUGGGAAUGCAAAGGCUGAGAGCAUUCUCAGAACAGCUGGCACAGCUCUAGGCCUUGGAGUGGUGAAUAUCCUGCACACCAUGAACCCCUCUCUGGUGAUCCUUUCGGGAGUUUUAGCAGGCCAUUACGUUAACAUCGUCAAAGACGUGAUCCGUCGGCAGGCUUUGUUCUCUGCUGAGACAGUGGAUGUGGUUGUCUCAAAUCUGGCGGACCCUGCUCUGCUUGGAGCUGCUAGUCUGGUGCUAGAUUACAGUACACGCCGAAUAUACUAGGUACCUGGGGAAAUUACCGAAAUGGACAGUCCAGCUGUAUAACUGUUCUGAGGGGGAAAAAUACUGUGCCCAAAGUAUUUCCUGCUGACCAUCAGUUUAUCUUCUGUAGUAAAGCAGACUAGUGUUUUAGGUAGUUAGUUACUACUUCAGUAUUUCCUUAUUGUAGUAAUACCUCUUUGUAUUUUUUUCUACAUUUUAGCCAAGUUCAGAUGAAGUAAUGUGCAUUUCCAUUUUUUUGUUCACCUCUGUAGCUUGGGAGCUCAGGUGUUGCUUAAGCAAUGCUAGAAAGACUUAUCCAUAAGCACAUUCCAGUGUUCUCCCGGGAUAUAUUUGGUGAGGUGUGCCAAGUUCUAGACAACACUUGGGGACCCUGGUCCUGUCUCGUAACUAUGUAAAACUAGAAAAGCCUGCAGACAAGUACUGGUUUGGUUUGACUCAGCUUUGAAUUUCCUCGCCCUCACGCACAAGGGGAUGUGCUGCAAUCCUAACCCAUAGGGCGUCAUCCCGCUGGGUGGAAAGAACACAGAGGUUGCCUCUCAGGAGGCAACUGUGGCAGCCAGAGCUCCUCUCGGAGAAGGAUUCUUUUUGUUGUUAUUUAUUUGUAUUGUUGGUGCCUAGGGGUCCCAGUCAGGGAUCGGGGCCCUGUUUGUGAAAAAGGAAAGACUGUCCCUGUCCACAUAAGCUUACAAGAUGCAACAUGUGGCCAGACAAACUGGGGAGUGUGGGAACAAGGUAGCAGAGUGUCAUCUGUGCCUCCUCAGCAAUUGGCAAUGACCAGCAGUGAGUUAUUUGAAUUUGACCUGUUCCACUAAUUUGGAUGUAGGUUAGGGAGGAUUUCAGUUUCUCCGAGUUGCUGGUCUGCCACAGCAUGAGUCUGUCCCAUGUUAACAUGCCAGGAUUAUUCACGCCUUCGUUGCCUGUCGGCUGGACUACUGCAGUGCAAGAGCCCUGAGCAUGAAGCCAUCAGCACUCAGGAAACUCCAGCUGGUACAGAAUACUGCAGCACAUCUCCUUGGAAACCCAGGCUACCACAAGCACAUCAGACCUGCCCUCUGCUCCCUAAACCAGCUUCCCGGUAUGGACUACUCAAUCAUGUUCAAGGUCGUGGCUCUUAUCUUCAAGGUGCUCUGUGGCUUGAGCCCAGGGUAUCUAAAAGACUGCCUAAAAUUCUGGUAUGAAGAUCAUGAUUGACAACUGCGCUCCUCUGGCACAAUGAAACUUUCUACCCUACAUGUCGAGCUUAUCUGAGCAGGAGAGACAGCCUUCUCAUGAGCCGGCCUGAGUCUGGAACAGACUCUCCAAGAAAUGAAACUAUCACAAACCUCCCCACCUUCCACUCCAAGCAUCAGAGGCAUUUCUUGGACCAUGUCUUCUCUAGCAUACACAUGCACCUCCCCCCCUUUCCAGUAUAUCUGUGUGUAUGCUAGGAUAAAACUUCCAGAACAAAACACACUUCUCCGCAUCGAGGGGGAUGAGCAAACCGCCAUGUGACAGAGGUUAGUCCCAUUGCUGCUGGAAGGUGCACAGGUACUAUGGAGCUGAGCGCCCAUAUAGAACAGGCUAGCUGACGAGACUGUAUCUCCUCAUCCAGGGUGGAGAGCUUUCAGCUCCCUGUAUGGUUCUGUCCUGUUAUGAGGAUAACAUGUAAUCUCCCCUCCAGCUUGCUCCUGAAUGAGCAAUCCUGUGUCCUCUCUGUUAUCUUCAGCCACCAAAACUGCCUGCAAAUGGACGGGAUCCCUCCUCCAUUCUAGUCUGCAAGGAUGCUGCUGCAGCUCUCAAUGGAAUGACGUUGCUCAAAGCCAGCACCAAGAACCAGCCCAUUUCCCAGCCCCAUAGGAAGUUUUUAAUCGUCUCAGACAAAGGCUUCUCUUGCCUCAGGAAAACUUCCCUUGUGGGAACCUCGCAGUGUGUCCUUCCUUGAUCCCUCCUGAAAUCUUCUGUUUCUCCAGACAUUGAAAAAGCCAGAAACACUCUAGCUAGGACUCAAGAAAUAUUCAAGGAAGUGACAGGGCCCCUUCCCUCCUACUCUACUAGCUCAGAACUUUAAACACACCAGAGAGCUCUGGGGCUCUGAGCAGCGUCUCUGUGCUUAAAUCUGAGAGCUGGAACUCUCAAGCAGCUAGGCCCUAGAUGGUUGGGGCCACGGUGCCCUCCAUGCAGGGCCCUCAGUUAUGGAAUUGGCUUUACCCAGCUCCCUGAGACUUUGCUGCCCUGCAGGGCCCUGAAAGGGUGGAGGGGCUAGUUUUCUUUUGUCACGCUAACAUGUUAAAUGGAGAGUGCUCUUUGGCAGACGGGGGUUAAAUAUUAUUUCAGGUGCCCUUGGAGAACCUGCCCCUCGUGCUCAGUAUAAACUGGACAAUAAAUGUAAGCCCAAGCCUCUGCAUCCCUAAGAGAGGUCUGAAAAACAUCUCCAGGGUGCUCACUUACACCAUACCAGGGCUGAGGACAGACCUCAGAAGAGGCAGUCCAACAUGAUGGCAUCAUGAAUGGAUGUGCACGCAUGGCCCAGACUUGCUCAAGGCCGUUUGGGAGUUCAUCCUGCAGGGAAUAGGGCCAGUGGGGCUUCCCUGCCAGUGGAAGUCAGAAAGGCACUCUUGCGAAGGACAGUCAAACAGGGGAGAAGGGCAGCCAGACUUACUGGGGUGCCAGCUGUGCAAUCAGCCUUCCCGGAAAUCUAUAAAUAAGGUGUGUGUCGUGGAGUAGCAGAUUUGAACCACCAGCACUUUGCUGCAGCAGAGGACACUGCCCCCGUGCAUGGGCAGAGGGCACAGUCAAGCCCCUAGGAGCCAGGCAUGUGAAGUGGGCGCUGAACACCAGAGCAAAGAGAACAGUCCGUGCCCAGUUAAACAUUCCAGUUAGCAAUGCAAGAAUACAGCACUGAGACCUUAGACUCCAACCCACGUUCCCCAAUGCUCAGGUACUUUGCAGAGGUGCUGCAUUCUCUUCUCUCUCAGACCGCCAGUAUCUAUCCCAGAAUGACACUGACUGCACCAGGGAUGGUCACUGUUCUCUGUCAAGGAAACAAUCAAGAUUCUACUUGCAGGGCCCAGUGUGCCCUCCAAACCUGAUGGGGUUUGUCGUCCCCCCCUUUUUUUUUUUAAGAGAAAGAGGACACUUAGCAGAGGAUGGGGGAUGUGCUGAACAAUUCCCUAGGAGCAUCCCUUUGACGCACAGCGGUGGUCUGAACAGGGUAGGAAUGGCUGCAUGUGAGAUCCUGCCUGCUCUUCAGCAAAGUCCCCUCUCGGCUGCAGCUUUAUGGGCAUUCAGAGCUAUGUGGUCCAAGGUACACACCUGUACUAAACAAGCGAGAGGGCUUGGCUUCCCUUGCGGCAGGGGUAGCCCAGGCUGUUGCAGAUCAGAACCUCAAUGAAGAACUUGUUCAGAGUAAGGUCCCUCCGAACGGGUGGUUUCACUGCUGCUCGUUUCCGUUACUCAGGCUUGCUGCACAUCUAGCUGGGUAAGGCAGGGAGUAGAGCACACCAGAACUAAUGCCAAGGAAGAGGCCACGGAGUUGAGUGAUUGCAUGGGACCAAAAAAGAGAAAAUGGGAAUGGGGGAGAGGGAGGGUGGAUGAUAGGUUUGGGACACUGAGCAGAGAGCCUUGCAGAGGCACACCACUCUGCAAAGGAGUCCAAAGUGCCAGGGGACACUGGGCUGAGGUAUGGGAUAGACUGGCUUCACAGAGACCAUCCCCAGUGAGCUCCCUCUUCCUAGGGUGGGGGAUGGCCAGCUGGGCCAGUGGCAGGAAGGUGACAAGGAGGCCUUGUGCCUGUAACAUGGUGUGCACCGGUAAGGAGAGGUGGGGAGAAGUGCAGCCAAAACCUCAGCAGGAGGAGCAGUGUUUGGCCUCAGUGAGCCACACCAGUGCCAUGUCUGGCCUCAUGGCUCCAAGAAGGAGCUGCUGAUUUAUGACCCGGGCAGGUGGAAAGACAGCACUUAAUGGAAGAUUGGCCCUGCACUAGCCAUACAGGUUAACCUGGAGCACAGUCCACCCUAUCAUCCUUAAACCAGCCCUGCAAACAUGGUCCAAGGCACAAAGUGGCCUUACCUACCCUCUGCUCAAUGCUUAGGAAUGGGGAAGUGGCCAGGACCGUACCCUCUUGUCCAGCUGGUGACUCUCAGGGGUGUGGAAGGUAGGCAUUGCAAGGCUGCGUUAAGCAUUCAGUGGGGCCCUUUGUGUAAGUUCUGGGUCCAAUUGUAAUAUACUAGGCUGCAGUGUUGGUAUCCCCAUGAAUGAAGGAGAGAGACCAGUGGUGCUCCAUAGUGCCACCUGCUGCUGGGCCAGGGGUAGAUGUUUUUCAUAAAUGGGUGGGGGAAAUAAGGUCUGAGGGAAAGUUUGAUCAGACCUGGGAUUUUAUGACCGCCCCUGCCCCUGCAACUUUCUUCUCUUUUGGUGAACUUAUGGGAGGGGUCCUGUGGUGCCGCACUAGGGGAUACACACAGGGCCUGCUAGUAAAGGUCCAACAUCUCAAAAGUGCCUAAAUCCCAUUGAUUUCAAUACGAGUGAGGGGGCCUAGGUGCUUUAGAAAAUUUCACCUGCUGUCUAUCUGGCUCUUCAAGCACCUAAAUGCCUUUAAAAAUCUGGCCCCAAGUGACUUGGGUACUUUCAAAAAUGGGACUUAGAAACGUACUCUGUGUUAAUUGGGUCCCUAGCACCUGCACUGGGCCGGAGCUAUGAUGUCAGUGCAGCUGCUACAACCAUUCUCCCAGGAUUUUCCCUUUAGAAAUCAGUGAUGGUGCACAAAAGAGUCUUUUCAAUUAAGUAACUGGGUGGGGCUUUGCAAGGGGCUUAAAGCCCUUUCCAAUGAAUUGCCAAUCUAGUGUGUCUGAAUUACAGCAAAGUAGAGGGCAUUGUUGCACUUGAAUAAAAAACACAAAAAAAGGUGUAAAGUUCACAAUGCUGGGAAAGUAACAUGGGGACAUUUGAUCUUUGUUCUAUUGUGACAUGAGAGCUGCAUGUCCUGUCUGUUGUGUGGGAUGCUGCGGAGUCAUCUGUGCAUUGUUUGUGAGAGGGGCAGACUAUCUGCAUGUAUUGAUUGCAUAUCUUCAGGGAACACAUGCAACUGCUUGAAAAAAAUCCUUGGUCAACAAUGUUCUGUAGUACUAUUGAUGCUACACUGAACUUAUAGGAGGAAUGUUCCUUUUUUAGGCAAGAACCAGCGUUAUGUAGUAAAAAUGUUAGAAGCUUCAGUGAAAACACUGAAGACAAACAAGGUCCUUGUCUAUUUAGAGCUGUUUUAGACAGGUAAGCCAUCUGUAACUUAAUUGGUAAUGAGAAUCUAAUGGUAGGAGCAUGUACUUGUCCUUGCAGAUUUUGGUACUUUUACUACACUGUUUCUAUAUAGAAAGUCAGUUGAAAAUGGUUUAGGAGCAUUGCUCACUCAUACUGAGCAAGAUGAGUGGAUUUACUCUCAUUCAUACCAGUUAUCUUCCUACUAUUUACUCUACGGUUUCUGGGUAUUUGUUAAACUUUCAGUUAUCUGGAUAGUUCACUCAUUUUAAUUGUAAUGUUGCAUGAACUGUACUUUGUAACAGACAGACUGAUGGGAUAUCCAACAUGAAGUUUUAAACACA